AUGCAUAUAUGGUUAUGGUUUGCCGUUACGAUUAUUAUUGUUGUUUUGACAAUUGAAAAUGGUGAAAUAGUCGCGAAAGAGGACGAGGUACCAUUAUUCGUUCACCACGCGUCAAACGUAAGCAAAUUUUGUCUGGAACCUGGAAACAUGAGAACAUUUAUGUAUUUGGUCAGAGAUAAAUUCGAACCCGUUUUAAAUGUUUAUUUAUUUCAAUCGGAUUGUUGCGAAGACGUAAGUGCGUUAAAUUUUAUUUAUUUAUUUAUUUAG
Molecule: messenger RNA, 267 nt
Organism: Pediculus humanus corporis (human body louse)
Lineage: Eukaryota; Metazoa; Arthropoda; Insecta; Psocodea; Pediculidae
Exons: 2
Coding region: 1-267 (88 amino acids)
Source: RefSeq, a predicted model, not a curated record